This is a messenger RNA of Pistacia vera, 1579 nucleotides long. RefSeq names its product UDP-arabinopyranose mutase 1-like. The record is from RefSeq and is a predicted model, not a curated record. Gene Ontology annotation, biological process: plant-type cell wall biogenesis; UDP-L-arabinose metabolic process. Gene Ontology annotation, cellular component: Golgi apparatus; cytosol. The transcript is spliced from 4 exons. The coding region runs from base 250 to 1359 and encodes 369 amino acids. Gene Ontology annotation, molecular function: UDP-arabinopyranose mutase activity. Lineage: Eukaryota; Viridiplantae; Streptophyta; Magnoliopsida; Sapindales; Anacardiaceae.
UUCAUCACCCUUGAAGCGCGGCCGGGGCUUCGUUUGAUUGAAGAAGUCUGCUAUUACAACCACGAAACCCAGACACGUCUCCCCAGUUCCCCUACACUCGUGCCGCUCAUCUCGCUUCUCACGUGCCACCUCAUCUCUCUCUCUGCUCUAUAUAAUAUCAUCACAUUCCCUCCGGAAUUCUACCUUCAACUAUUUCUUCUUUUCUCUUUCCUUUUUUUAUUUAUUUCAAUUCAAUUAGAAAUUAAAACGAUGGCCCCAUUAGAGUCUGCCACUGCAGCUGAAACAGCAGCUGUUCCUAAGGGAGCUCCUCAGUUGAAAGAUGAGUUAGAUAUUGUGAUACCCACCAUCAGGAACCUUGAUUUCUUGGAGAUGUGGAGGCCUUUUUUUGAGCCUUACCAUCUCAUCAUUGUUCAAGAUGGUGACCCUUCAAAGACCAUCAAGGUUCCUGAUGGUUUUGAUUAUGAACUUUAUAAUCGUAAUGAUAUUAACAGGAUUUUGGGGCCUAAGGCCUCUUGCAUUUCCUUUAAAGACUCUGCUUGUAGGUGCUUUGGCUACAUGAUCUCAAAGAAGAAGUAUAUCUUCACUAUUGAUGAUGAUUGCUUUGUUGCAAAGGAUCCAUCUGGCAAACCGCAUAAUGCACUCGAGCAGCACAUCAAGAACCUUCUUUCCCCUUCAACUCCAUUUUUCUUCAACACUCUCUAUGAUCCCUUCAGAGAAGGUGCAGAUUUUGUCCGUGGAUACCCUUUCAGUCUCCGCGAGGGUGUCCCAACUGCUGUUUCUCAUGGCUUGUGGCUCAACAUUCCUGACUAUGAUGCACCUACACAGCUUGUGAAGCCUCUGGAGAAGAACACUAGGUUUGUGGAUAUGGUUUUGACCAUUCCUAAGGGCACGUUGUUCCCCAUGUGUGGUAUGAAUUUGGCAUUUGACCGUGAGCUCAUUGGCCCUGCAAUGUACUUUGGUCUCAUGGGUGAUGGUCAGCCAAUUGGACGCUACGACGAUAUGUGGGCUGGCUGGUGCACCAAGGUGAUAUGUGACCAUUUGGGAUUGGGAGUUAAGACUGGUCUGCCUUAUAUCUUCCACAGCAAAGCGAGCAAUCCGUUCGUGAACCUAAAGAAGGAGUACAAGGGCAUUUUCUGGCAGGAAGAGAUCAUCCCAUUCUUCCAAGCUGUUUCCCUUCCGAAAGAAUGCACCAGUGUGCAAAAGUGCUACAUUGAACUGUCGAAGCUGGUGAAGGAAAAGCUUAGCAAGGUAGAUCCUUACUUUGACAAUCUCGCCGACGCCAUGGUCACAUGGAUUGAAGCUUGGGAUGAGCUUAACCAGCCAGGAGCUUCUGCUGAGGCCGACGGCAAAGCAAAGUAGAAAAGUUUUGACUACCAGCAAACGACAUUAUAAUUUUCCUACACAUAGGAAGUGGUUUAUGGUUUAUAGUCGCUGCUGUAAUUCUUUCUUAUGCACCUUUGACACCAAUUUAGACCAACAUUUGGAUUUUACAGAUUGGCGGGUGUAUUUUUGUUUAUUUAUUUCAUGCUAUGAACUCAUAGAAAUAAAAUAUAUAUGGUCAAGUUACCAUUCGGUUUGA